Mytilus trossulus (common blue mussel) is the source of this 4314-nucleotide messenger RNA. Its product is annotated as N-acetylglucosaminyl-phosphatidylinositol de-N-acetylase-like. NCBI's taxonomy places the organism in Eukaryota, Metazoa, Mollusca, Bivalvia, Mytilida, Mytilidae. Gene Ontology annotation, molecular function: N-acetylglucosaminylphosphatidylinositol deacetylase activity. Gene Ontology annotation, cellular component: endoplasmic reticulum. The record is from RefSeq and is a predicted model, not a curated record. Bases 21 to 812 code for a protein of 263 amino acids. Gene Ontology annotation, biological process: GPI anchor biosynthetic process. The transcript is spliced from 7 exons.
UAGACAUGUCAUAAACAAACAUGGCGGGAUGGAAGGAAGUUUUUGAAAUAUUUUGUCAACAAAACACCUUAACUGUUAUAGCGUUUACAUAUUUUGUCAUAUGCAUCAUAACAUAUUUUGCUUUCAUUUGGAGGAAAGUAAAAAUCCCCAAAUUUCCACGCAAAAUACUGCUGAUCACAGCUCACCCAGACGAUGAGUGCAUGUUCUUCUCUCCUACAGUUCAGGCAGAAACUUCUAAAGGAAAUUUUGUAUAUGUGCUGUGUUUAUCAAAAGGUGAUUACUAUAGAAUUGGUGACAAGCGUAGAAAAGAACUGAUAAAAAGCUGUAGUAUGCUUGGAAUUCCUGAAAGAAAUGUACUCCAAGUAGAUCAUCCAAAGUUACCCGAUAGUCCAAGCAUAGUUUGGGAUGCCACAGUUUUACAGAAAGAAAUAAUAGCUGUUAUAUAUGGACUACAACCUAAUAAGGUCAUUACAUUUGACAGUAAUGGAGUAAGUGGACACAAAAAUCACACUGCUCUUUAUCAUUGUAUACAGGAUAUUUGUGGGAAAAAUAGAAUGCCUAACCAUACCAGAGUAUUUGUUUUAAAGACUACUUCCAUUUUAAGAAAGUAUUUAUCCAUAUUAGACCUACCUUUAGCUUAUCUUACAUCCAAGAGAACAUUUGUAUCAACUCCACUGAAGACAUUUUAUGCAUGGAGAGCCAUGUUUGCACACAGAAGUCAGUUAAUGUGGUUUAGAUUUCUCUAUCUGAUUUUCUCCAACUACAUGUUUGUUAAUUCACUGCAAGAAGUCUGUCACCAUGGAGAUUGUUAAACAGACAAUUUUAACCAUAGCUGCAAAAUAGCAAUGUUUUCACAGAAUAGCUUCAAGAUGGCCAUGUUUUCACAGAAUAGCUACAAGAUAGCCAUUUUUUCGCAGAAUAGCUGCAAGAUAGCCAUGUUUUCACAGAAUAGCUAAAAGAUGUUUUCCAAGAUAUUAGCUGCAAGAAAGUCAUGUUUUCAGAUAUUAGCUGCAAGAAAGCCAUGUUUUCACAGAUACAUUGUAUUAGCUUUUGUUGUUAAGUUUAUUAUUCUGCUCUAGGCUACAUAUUUGUUAAUGCAUUUAAACAGUUUGUAAUGCUGAAAAGUGUUAGACAUAGGUUUUGCAGUCAUGUUUUUUUGUGUUAGCAGUUUGAACAAGUUUGUAAGUUUGUUAGGUAGGGACAACCUAACAAUGUACUCUUAGGCAAAAAGUAUGAAAAAUGUUAUUGGUUACAUUUAUUCAUAUAAGGGGUCAUCCAUAAUUGUCAACCACUUUCCAAAGUUUACAAAACAUACACUUGUGGGAGGGAGCUUAAGAAUCAACAUUUUUACUGUACACUAUUAAAAAAAAAUAAUAUAAGUCAGAUAUGUUUCAGUUUAUUUUCAAUGCAAAUUUUUAUGUUAAACUAAAACAUAAUAGACAGAAUCUUCUCCUUAUUAAGACUGAUUGAUUCUGAAAAUGGUUGAUGUACACUUUUUGAGUGUAUGUUUUGUUUACUUUGGAAAAAGGUUGACAAUUAUGGAUAACCCCUAAACAAAUAUGACUGUUUCUGACCCUUUAAUUGAAAAUCAGAUGUUUAUCCUUUUAGCUAACAAGGAAAUCAGGGAUAAGUAUAUCUUUUCAAUAAAUCCUUUGUUCAGUGCAAUACACUUGUUAAUUUUGAUGGUCUUUGACUUCAGGACUUAAUUUUUACAUCUUUAGUGACCAUUUAGAUUUCAUAGUUAAUGUGCAAUAUAAUUGUUUAAAAGAUAAGUCAUUCCUCUUUUUAUACAUAUUUUCAUUUCUCUCUUAUUUAAGCUAUUGUGUUGAUGUUAUUAGUUGAUGUCUUUAAUAUUUAAUGAUUUAGAUUUUUAAUGUAUUAGUACUGCAUGCCCAUUUGGUAUAUAAAGACUAAAUGUCUUUUGUUGUUUUUUUGUGUUUUUUGGAUGUUGACUGUUGUUUCAUCAAUAUAUAUCUGACAUCCUCGUAUUUUAUUUGAAUAUAUUUUCAAUAAAUGUUCCAUCAGUAUUAGUUUAUUUACAUACUAAGUACCUGACCAAAAGUAUUGGUCACCUUUAUUUUUUUGCUAUCUAUUCAUAUGAAAACACAUUUAUGUUGGAUUUUGAUCAACAAAGCCUUAAAAGAAGCAGAAUUGUCUAAAGUAUGUUUGUUUAUUUGGUAAUAGUUUGUCCUCAGGUGUUUUUGUUUUCUCUUGAUAUAAACACAUACAAUAUUUUUUUAUAAUUUAAUUUGGUUGAAUAUAUAGCGAAUUUCUGAACAGAAAAUAAUAUUUUGUGUUUAUUUUGUAAAAAAAUAAAAAUGAUCCACAAAACAAUAUAUAACCAAAUAAAAAAAUAAACAUGUGACAAUUCUGCUUCUUUUGGUUCCAAGUUGCUUAAUAUCAAACCAAAAAUGACCCCAAAAUAUUUUUUUGAAAAAAGUAGUUCAUAUACAAUAUAUAUAGUAAAAUAUCUCAAGUGAUGAACACUCUUGGCCACACUCUAUGUUUAAAUCAAAACCCACUCAUGUCAAAAUUGAUCAUGUUGAUUGUAGCAAUUUUAGAUAUUUGAAAUGUGUUAUUGAUGUUUUAAACCAAUUAUUUGUUUUGUCAAAUAUUAUUACUAACUUCUAUGCAAUUAAGGAAUACAAGAUGUUUUACGUGACAUUUUUAUGUUAAAAACCCUUAUCAUCUUGAUUAAAUUUUCAUUUCUUGUACAUUUUUGUGUACUUGGUACAAUAUUUUUGCUGAUGUGGCAUUAAUCUCUUAUCAAUCAAUUUAUUAUUGCUAUAAGUAAAAGAUAUUUUGAUUGUUGUUUUUUUCUCUCCAUUAUGAUUGAUUUUUGAUACAUGUGCAGCACUAGAAUCUAUAUAAUCCACGCAAAAUCAGAAAACUUUGUUCAAAAUGUAUAAAAGUCCAAGAUUCUAAAAAUGGAUGUCUUUAAAUUAUACUGACUGUUAUGGCAGCCAGACAUUUAUGUGUCCACACUUUUAAAUAUUUAAUAUCACAACUGAAUUUUACUGAUCACUCCAUUUUAAUGUGUCCCAAUUGUUGUGUGAAUGAGAUGUUUUGUAUUUACACCUUUUUAUCAUCACAACAUUUUAUUGUCAUGUAUUUUACCUGAGAUAGAUAUUUCUUUGUUUCUUCUAUGUUUACAAACCACAGCAUUUUUUUAAAUUUUGUGCAUUAGUUAAAUGAUCUAUUCAACCACCAUUCUGUGAUCUCUGUUUUUAUAAAACUUGUAUUACUUUUACUUUUAUCAAAUACAGUUUUCAUUUUCAUUUAUGAAGGCUACAUAUGAAAAAAUAAUAGUUCAUUUUUUUGCAAAUUUUAUUUAUGUUUCACCCCUUAGAAAUAUUGUGAUCCUUGAAAUACAUAUUGGCGAAUGAGUGUGAAUUUUGAAAAUUUUAGAUGUACUUAAUAUAAUCUAUAAAUAUUGAGACCUUAAAAGGCCUUUCAUUUCUAAAUUUUUUAUAUCCCUUGUUAUUUUUCAACUUUUUAUAUAACACUAGAAUUAAAGAGAGAAAUAUCACAUACUUUGAAGGGGAGGUAAUCCAUCUUCUCGCUUAACUUUUUUUGUGUUGAUUCUUUUUAUUAUUAUAGUUCCAGGAAUAUUUUUGUUCAGUAUUUGGUAUAAUUUAUUCAACUAUGUAAAAUAUAUUAAAUUUAUAAGCUAAAUUAAAUAUUGAUUAGUUCAAGGGAAAAAGUACAAGUUACAAUGCUUUACAAAGGGAAAUAACUCCAAUGUCAAUCAAACAUCCAUAUACUCUACCUCUGUUGGAAGCAGUUCAGUUGUAUUUUAACUUCUUAUAUAUUAUUUGUGAAUAUAAUUUAAUAUUUAAUACUCAAAAUGUCUAUUAUGGUAACAGGUUGUGGUUAAUAUUGUCAGGUAAUGGUAAUUAUUCUAUGUUUUCCUAAAUGUUGGAAAGCUUAACAAAUUAGUAUUCUAUCUAUCCACAUGCAUGUUUGAAAAAACAUAUUUUUCAGACUUAAUAUUAUUGUUGUAUAUAAAAAUUUUAGUAUAAUGUAUUGCAACCUUUGUUGCUGUCGAUGAAAUAUUUUGUGAACACAGAUAUUAAUAUAUCUUCGCAGUAAAACUUUAUUAUACUUUAUAAUAAAUAAUUUAAAUAAUUGAGCAUCGUAAAAUAUUUUAUUAUUAUGAAGAGAUGCAAAAACAGGUGUCUACUUUGUUUUGCAACCAUUUCCUAAUAAAAUAAAAGAGCAUAUGAUCAAAGAAUUCAAUACAUAUCAAUCAACCUUUUAAUUUUUUUUACAAAUUUAUGUAAUUACAAUUUUAAUUUAUUUAUUUAUCAUAUA